Parathielavia appendiculata is the source of this 1378-nucleotide messenger RNA. RefSeq lists its product as uncharacterized. The transcript has 2 exons. Lineage: Eukaryota; Fungi; Ascomycota; Sordariomycetes; Sordariales; Chaetomiaceae. Gene Ontology annotation, molecular function: sequence-specific DNA binding. Bases 95 to 1192 code for a protein of 365 amino acids. The record is from RefSeq and is a predicted model, not a curated record. Gene Ontology annotation, biological process: positive regulation of transcription from RNA polymerase II promoter by glucose. Gene Ontology annotation, cellular component: nucleus.
CUUCGGCCAAAGUCGUUUUCCGCAACAAUAGCCGACCGUUGCUUCAGACAUAAACACGUCUCGAAGCAAGUCGACGACCCCUAGAACCGUCAACAUGGCAACUAUGGCAUCUGCUGUCCGCGAUAUCGCGAUGACCUACGGCCGAGACAACUUAACUGCUGUAGCGGCCCGGAGUGUCCCUGUGGCAACCCACCCGACCAACCUCCCUACUCCUCCGAACUCCAUAUCGCCCUCGCUGCCUCCUCACGGGCUCAAGGCCCAGCUGCAGCGGGCGCGCCUCGACUCGAUCGACUCUGACCUGGAACUGCUGGAUGCUGGCGGAGACGAACAUGACGCCGGACUCGGGUCGCCCCCAUACGACUCGGCCGGCGCCAUCACCUCGGCCAUGCUGGCCAAGUUCCACCUCCCCGAGAUCCUGCUGAAUCACGGUCCGCUGCCGAUCCGACAUUUGAUGGGCUACCUCACCACUUCGGUGCCGGGCUUCGCGGGCAUUCCCCCGGCGAAGGCGCGCAGGCUGGUUGUGGGGGCUCUGGAAGGGAAAGGGUGCGGGAAUGAGGGUGGCGGGCUGGAUGGUGGCGUGGAGUUCAUCAAGGUGGGCUGGGGCCGUUGGGAUGCGAGGCAGCGCGGCCAGCCUGCGCGAGAGUCGCGGUCUCGCCAUGCGUCGCCCGGCGCCCACCCCAACGGCAUUCCCAUCACCAAAACCCCUGGGUGGAGCACCGACCGAUCACGACUCGGGGCAAACUUCGGAUCAAGCUUGGGCGGGUUCUCGGCCGCCUUCUCCCACGACGACCGCUACAUGGACAUGGACAUGAUGGACCACGAAGCCGACAAGAUGUCGCUCGACGGGUCCGCCUCGGCGUCGUGCUCCGAGGCGCCAGACGAUGACGACGUACGGAGGAACAACGACGACCCGGAGGAUGCAACAGACGAUGAGGACUGGGCCGCCGUCGGCGCGGCCGCAUUACGUGCGUCGUCGUACCAAGCCCGGUCGAACCAACAACACUUUCCUUUCAGCACUGUACAUACUUUGGGUGGCGGCGGCAUACGGUCGUUCUCGGCGGGCAUGGCGCGCCCGCCACAGCUCAGCCCCCCGCCUAACUUCAACAUUCCGGCAUCGGCGUUUGGAGCCAUGGCCUCGGACGCACAGGAGCGCGAGGCCGUGGAGGCUCUUCUUCGCCUUGGAUCAAUGUAACACCAACAAAACAUUAGCAACACUUAGUGCAUGGCAUGGCAUGGCAUGGGCUCGGCGUUUUCAACAAAGGGACAGGGCAUCAUCUCGAUUUAUCAUGAUUAUUAUUUCUGGCACCAACCACCAUCGCCGGGCGUGGAGGGGUUAUUUGGGUUAUAGGUUUCUGGUUCUAAGGGGGCCGGCUGGCUU